This is a messenger RNA of Aspergillus bombycis, 2103 nucleotides long. Its product is annotated as Zn(II)2Cys6 transcription factor. Gene Ontology annotation, biological process: positive regulation of transcription by RNA polymerase II; DNA-templated transcription. The record is from RefSeq and is a predicted model, not a curated record. The coding region runs from base 1 to 2103 and encodes 700 amino acids. Gene Ontology annotation, cellular component: nucleus. The transcript has 5 exons. Gene Ontology annotation, molecular function: zinc ion binding; sequence-specific DNA binding; DNA-binding transcription factor activity, RNA polymerase II-specific. Lineage: Eukaryota; Fungi; Ascomycota; Eurotiomycetes; Eurotiales; Aspergillaceae.
AUGAACCCAUCCACCCCCACGAUCCAGCCGCAAGGGACGCCGCCAGUGGAUCCCAGCUACGGGGAGGGUGAAGAGCACCCCACCACCAGUAAAGGCAAGAGAAAGCCAUCUGGCCCCGUCAGGCGAGAGAGCUGCCAGCGACUCAAGACUACCAGAGCGUGCGAUACUUGCAAAGAGAAAAAGACUCGCUGCAGCGGGACUCGUCCAUGUGCGCGUUGCCAGCGACUGUCGCUGGUCUGUGAAUACGAAACGACGUAUGCCAGGGGACUUGGCCCGCCACCGCCGCCACCGCUGGAGCUGACCUUCGUUGACCAGCCGGACAAACAGCAGCACUUCAAACAGGAUUCGAGCUUCCUGACAUCGCUUCAACGGCCCGGACUGCAUGAGGCUGCUCCUCGUGCUCCAACGAGCAGUACCGAUCUCUUGACGGCGGACUUCCAGGGAGGCUACCUAGAUCUGGCGUCAGGAACCUCGUUUAUCAACCGGGUAUGUCAACGCCUCAACCAAGACAAGACGCCGUCCACCGGUGCCAUGAGUGUCUCGGACGGGUUCCAUGGCGAGCUCUCGGACAGCCCGUCGGUCACCAAAUUUGGGGACAAGCCGUAUUCCAGCCUCUAUAAGCUAGACUUCACCCUUCCUCCGUUGGAGAGGGCACUGGAGAUGGUCGCGACGUACUUUGAAUAUGCCGUUGUGACCUACCGGUUCUUGCAUCGCGGUCAUGUCGAGCAAUGGCUCCGUCAGAUCUACCAGAGCAACAUUUCGGUCACAAACCUGCCCACAGACCUGAUGGUGGGACGGUGCUGUAUUGUGUACAGUGUUCUUGCGAUUGGUACACUUUAUGAGCGGCGAGCUCCCGAGUCCGAUGUAGAUUAUGACGAGCAGAGCGAACGCUGGUUUGCCCUCUCCAAGUGGAUGUCGUCUAUUGAGUCAGGCGCACCACAGCUAGAGACCGUACAAGCGAGACUGAACCAAAGCCUUUACCUCCUGGCGUCGUCGCGAGCCAGUGAGUGCUGGUUCGCAUUCGGCACCACCGUUCAGUUCUUGACCGCUCUGAACAUACAUCGCAAAUGGCCGUCUGCGAUGGUCAGGGAGGGUAAGGGCACAUAUCUGGAGCAAGAACUUCGGAAGAGAACCUUUUGGAGCGUGUACACAUUGGACAAGUAUCUGAGCGUGAUGUUCGGUCGACCACGGUUGCUGCACGAUGAGGACUUUGAUCAAGAGUUUCCGGACGAGGUGGCAGAUCAAGACUUAUUGAUCAAUGAGCCGAGCAUGCGCUCUGGCGUGCCCGACGAUCUGAUGAUUGCAUCCGUACUACAUUACCGGCUCUCACGGGUGCUGGCAGACAUUUCAAGGAAGCUGUACACCCCCAAUCCGCCGGAAGGGUCUCCUUUUAAGGCAGCCAUCCUGUUAACCCUGGAACUGGAACGAUGGAAAGAGGCUGGAGCCCCAUUGAUGGAUCGCUGGCGAUCUCAGAUCCAGCAGCUCGCCUACUCCCACGCAAUCAUUCAUAUCACACGCCGAAAAGCUCUCCUCCAUGGGUUUUGGUUUACCCAUUACGUGUGUUUCUGUGCCAUUAGUGUGGUCUACAUCCACAUCAUCAAACAGCAUCAAGCGUCGUCGACGAGCGAUACAUCGAACAGGAAGGUGGAAAACAGCAGUCAGCUGCAAUAUCUGUUCAGCCUCGCCGAGACCUGCCAACAGCAUCUCGGGAAGGCCACCUCCCGGAGUAGUCCCAACCGUCGCUAUGGCAUUAUUCUGGAGGAACUGCGCCUAGAGGUCCACCGACAAGUCGUCUCCAGUCACCGACCAGGCGCUCAAACGGAAACAGAAGAUGACAGCCAUAAAAGCCUUUCCAAGGCAGACAGCUUUCUUUCGCCUAGCUUCCAUCCCGCCCCGGUUACCGCAGCCUCCCCGAAGCCGAAUAUCAUGGUGUUUGAACCACUGCUCGUCGACCUCUCUGCCUCUCACCUUUCGAACGACUCAUUCAAAUUAUAUGAUAGUUUCGGUUUCCCGGAUAGCUCUGAUACUUCGGCCUGGUGGGCACAACUAGACUCCUGGGCAUACACAGAUCUUCCUGAGGAGCCGUCUAUCUUCCGAUUUUAG